UGUCGGUCAGCCGCACAAGCUGGAGGGGAAAGAGGAACCGGAGAACAACUAAACCCGUCCCCUCCCGUGCUGCUCGCUCGCGUGUCCCGCAAACAAAAUCCCGGCGACUUGCACGCCGCCUUCCUGUUCGUUCUAGGGUUUCAGCCUGCACCGGCGCCCGGCGACUCCCCCUCGAUCCGCGAGCUCCGCUCCUCCCUGCUUGAGCAAUGGCAACGCACGCAGAUCCACGUCUUUACCCUACAGUGGAAGUGAUUUGCGCCGUAUUUGUUGAUCAAUACUAUCAUGUUCUACAUGAGACACCAAACCAGGCGUACAAAUUUUAUCAUGACAGGAGCACGAUUGGCCGGGCACGUUCUGAUGGAGUCGUGGAAUACGUAACAACACUGCCCGAGAUCAACAAAACAUUAAUAUCUAUGGACUUCGGCAAAUACUUGAUGGAGAUAGAGACAGCAGAUGCAAUGUCAUCUCAUAAUGGUGGUAUGCUCAUUGUUGUCACUGGAUCGUUAACCAUGGUUGAUGACGUUUGCCAAAACUUUACGCAGUCGUUCUUCCUUGCACCACAAGAAGGUGGUGGCUAUUUUGUCCUCAAUGACAUAUUUAGGAUUAUGUAUAAAACUUCACGACUUGCCAUAACUCAAUCCGAUAGUCAAGAAAAUGAGAUCAAGAGUAACGUGGGAUCUAUUCUUGAAUCGAGAGAGGCAGAGUGCAUGAAGGACGAUGUAACAGUGGAGAAUAAGCUUGCAGACUUGGAAGUUCUAAACCCCUCUGCUGGCACAACAUAUGAAAAUUAUGAUUACACCGAGCCACUUGUGGAAGUGACCAGAGAGGAUCUAGAAGGAAUUCAUGAUGCUUUUCCUCCUCCACCUCAACCUCGAAAGGAUGCUACUAGCAGCUCUUACGCAUCAAUUGUGACUUCCCUGUUUUCCCGUCUACGUAAUGUGAGGGGUUAAGGUCGACCGAGGAUGUCUUAGGACCAGGAAAGGCCCUAACUUAUAGAAAGGUGGCAUUGCUCUUACCCAAGAAGGAACUGUGUCCAACUUAAGGCAGCUCGCUUUGCUCAGUAUUAUGUCUUACUAUCAUAGUGCUGACAUAUACUAUUGUAGUUACUACAUUCACAUUGCAUA
Molecule: messenger RNA, 1124 nt
Organism: Triticum aestivum (bread wheat)
Lineage: Eukaryota; Viridiplantae; Streptophyta; Magnoliopsida; Poales; Poaceae
Product: nuclear transport factor 2-like
Exons: 4
Coding region: 207-950 (247 amino acids)
Cellular component (GO): ribonucleoprotein complex; cytosol
Molecular function (GO): mRNA binding
Source: RefSeq, a predicted model, not a curated record